Messenger RNA from Triplophysa rosa, 8903 nucleotides. It is a transcript of the gene hectd1, whose product is annotated as HECT domain containing 1. Gene Ontology annotation, biological process: protein K63-linked ubiquitination; anatomical structure development; proteasome-mediated ubiquitin-dependent protein catabolic process. Gene Ontology annotation, molecular function: ubiquitin protein ligase activity; protein binding; metal ion binding. Gene Ontology annotation, cellular component: nuclear speck. Bases 352 to 8163 code for a protein of 2603 amino acids. The record is from RefSeq and is a predicted model, not a curated record. Lineage: Eukaryota; Metazoa; Chordata; Actinopteri; Cypriniformes; Nemacheilidae. The transcript has 43 exons.
CUGCGGUCGGAGCCUCGUGAUAUGCGGAGGCUCUACCAGUUCGCUCGACGGCUCUCCAUUUCACUCGAUAUAUAACCCAUCGUCUUCCCGUUCACGUUGACCUCUACCUUACAAACAAACGGGGAAUGAGGAGAUUUCUACGUCGUGCGGCUGACAACUUUUACCAGAGCCGAAUUUUCUCCACAUUUGUGUGUUUUUCAUCUCUUCUCGUCGUUUGGCGAUAAAUGGUGAAGACUUGAUGACACAACAAGAGGACCAGUGACUGUCCGUUUAUUUCUUUCCUGCUACCGGCGGAUGCGUCCCCAGUUGGGGCUGUGACCGGGUGUUGCGUGGAUAGGGUCGUGGGGCAUCAUGGCAGACGUGGAUCCGGACACAUUGCUGGAGUGGCUGCAGAUGGGACAGGGGGAUGAGCGGGAUAUGCAGCUCAUCGCCCUGGAGCAGCUGUGCAUGCUUUUGCUCAUGUCCGACAACGUCGACCGCUGCUUCGAAACGUGUCCUCCACGGACAUUUCUUCCAGCUCUGUGUAAGAUCUUUUUGGAUGAGAGUGCACCAGAUAAUGUGCUGGAAGUGACAGCCAGAGCUAUCACCUACUACCUGGAUGUGUCUGCCGAAUGCACCCGCAGGAUUGUGGGAGUAGACGGAGCCAUCAAGGCCCUUUGUAACCGGCUGGUGGUGGUGGAGCUCAACAACAGAACCAGCAGAGAUCUGGCUGAACAGUGUGUAAAGGUUCUGGAGCUGAUCUGCACUCGGGAGUCUGGAGCAGUAUUUGAAGCCGGGGGACUGAACUGUGUGCUGAGCUUCAUUCGGGACAGUGGUCAUCUAGUGCACAAAGACACUUUGCACUCCGCCAUGGCAGUAGUUUCUCGGCUGUGCAGUAAGAUGGAGCCACAGGACUGUUCUCUCGAGACAUGCGUGGAGUCCCUCUCUAGUCUGCUGAAACACGAAGACCACCAGGUGUCUGACGGAGCGCUGCGCUGCUUUGCCUCACUGGCAGACAGGUUCACACGGCGUGGAGUUGACCCAGCUCCUCUAGCCAAGCACGGACUUACAGAAGAGCUGCUGUCCCGUAUGGCAGCAGCAGGAGGAACGGCAUCUGGACCCUCCUCCACCUGCAAACCUGGCAGAACCUCCAGCGGAGCGGCUCCAUCUGCUGCCGACUCUAAACUGAGCAACCAAGUGUCCACCAUCGUCAGCCUUCUGUCCACACUCUGCAGAGGCUCGCCACUUGUCACACACGAUCUUCUGCGCUCCGAGCUGCCUGACUCUAUGGAGAGCGCCCUGCAGGGGGAUGAGCGUUGCGUGUUGGACACCAUGCGGCUGGUGGAUUUACUGUUGGUGCUACUCUUUGAGGGCCGCAAGGCUUUGCCCAAAUCGACAGCCGGCUCCACUGGCCGUAUCCCAGGUCUGCGACGUCUCGACAGCUCUGGAGAACGUUCCCACCGACAGCUUAUUGACUGUAUACGCAGCAAAGACACGGACGCUCUCAUUGAUGCCAUCGACACCGGUGCAUUUGAAGUGAAUUUCAUGGAUGAUGUGGGUCAGACACUUUUGAACUGGGCCUCUGCAUUCGGCACACAAGAGAUGGUGGAGUUUCUCUGCGAGAGAGGUGCUGAUGUCAACCGAGGUCAGAGGUCAUCCUCACUGCACUAUGCUGCCUGUUUUGGCAGACCACAAGUAGCCAAGACUUUACUGCGCCAUGGGGCCAACCCUGACCUCAGAGAUGAAGAUGGGAAAACUCCAUUGGACAAGGCUAGAGAGAGGGGUCACAGCGAGGUUGUAGCAAUUCUUCAGUCUCCCGGAGACUGGAUGUGCCCUGUCAACAAAGGAGAUGACAAGAAAAAGAAGGAUGUAAAUAAAGAAGAGGAGGAGGGCAGUGAGCCGAAAGGUGACCCUGAGAUGGCGCCUAUCUACCUGAAAAGGCUACUUCCAGUAUUUGCACAGACCUUUCAGCAAACCAUGCUGCCUUCAAUAAGGAAAGCUAGUUUAGCUCUGAUCAGGAAGAUGGUGCACUACAGUUCUGAAGUUCUCCUCAAGGAGGUGUGCGACUCUGAUGCUGGACACAACUUGCCCACUGUACUCGUUGAGAUCACUGCGACCGUGUUGGAUCAGGAGGAUGAUGAUGACGGUCACCUGCUGGCACUACAGAUCAUUAGGGAUCUGGUGGAUAAGGGAGGUGACGUGUUUUUAGACCAGCUGGCCAGGCUGGGUGUCAUUAAUAAGGUUUCCACUCUGGCAGGACCCACGUCAGAUGAUGAAAACGAAGAGGAGGCCAAGCCUGAGAAGGAUGAUGAACCACAAGAAGAUGCCAAAGAGAUCCAGCAGGGGAAACCCUACCACUGGAGAGACUGGUCUAUCAUUAGAGGCAGGGACUGUCUUUAUAUCUGGAGCGAUGCUGCUGCGUUGGAGCUCUCCAAUGGCAGCAAUGGUUGGUUCCGCUUCAUUUUGGAUGGUAAACUGGCCACUAUGUACUCUAGUGGAAGCCCUGAGGGAGGAUCUGACAGCUCUGAGAGCAGAAGUGAGUUUCUGGAGAAGCUGCAGCGUGCUAGGAGUCAGGUCAAACCAGUGACGGCCAGCCAGCCCAUCCUGUCCACACAAGGUCCCACCAAACUCACCGUGGGCAACUGGUCUCUUACUUGCCUGAAAGAGGGUGAGAUUGCCAUCCACAACUCGGAUGGACAGCAGGCCACCAUCCUCAAGGAAGACCUGCCAGGCUUUGUGUUUGAAUCAAACAGAGGCACUAAACACUCUUUUACUGCAGAAACGUCUCUAGGUUCUGAGUUUGUUACUGGCUGGACUGGUAAACGAGGAAGAAAGCUGAAGUCCAAAUUGGAAAAAACGAAACAGAAGGUCAAAACCAUGGCCAGAGAUCUAUAUGAUGAUCACUUCAAGGCUGUGGAGAGCAUGCCCAGAGGCGUCGUGGUCACGCUGAGAAACAUUGCCACACAGCUGGAGUCUGCUUGGGAGCUGCAUACUAACAGACAGUGCAUUGAGGGCGAAAACACGUGGCGAGACCUAAUGAAAACUGCUCUUGAAAAUUUAAUAGUUGUUCUUAAGGAUGAGAACACAAUUUCUCCCUAUGAAAUGUGCAGCAGUGGCCUUGUGCAAGCAUUGUUUACUGUCCUCAGCAAUAGUGUGGAACUGGACCUUAAACAUGACUGCAAGCCUUUGAUGGAAAGAAUAAAUGUGUUCAAGACUGCGUUUACUGAAAAUGAAGACGAUGAAAGCCGACCUGCAGUUGCCUUAAUUCGCAAACUGUUAGCAGUGUUAGAAUCGAUAGAGCGGCUACCUCUCCACUUGUACGACACACCAGGCUCAACGUACAAUUUACAGAUUCUGACUAGAAGGUUACGUUUCCGUCUGGAGCGCGCUCCUGGUGAAACAGCCCUGAUCGAUCGCACCGGCCGAAUGCUCAAAAUGGAGCCGCUUGCUACGGUUGAAUCACUGGAGCAGUAUCUUCUCAAAAUGGUGGCCAAGCAGUGGUAUGACUUUGACAGGUCCUCAUUCAUCUUUGUUAGGAAGCUCCGGGAGGGCCAGAGCUUCACCUUCAGACACCAGCAUGACUUUGAUGAGAAUGGGAUCGUGUACUGGAUCGGCACCAACGCCAAAACUGCGUAUGAAUGGGUAAACCCCGCAGCUUAUGGAUUAGUCGUGGUGACCUCCUCAGAGGGCAGGAACUUGCCUUACGGCCGACUCGAAGACAUCCUGAGCAGAGACAGCUCUGCUCUCAACUGCCACACGAAUGACGAUAAAAACGCCUGGUUUGCGAUUGACCUUGGUCUAUGGGUCAUUCCCUCGGCUUACACUCUCCGUCACGCCCGUGGAUAUGGCCGCUCCGCCCUCCGCAACUGGGUGUUUCAAGUGUCCAAAGACGGUCAAAACUGGAUGACGCUCUACACACACGUGGAUGACUGCUCUCUUAAUGAACCAGGGUCGACAGCCACGUGGCCGCUGGAUCCAUCCAAAGAUGAAAAGCAGGGCUGGAGGCACAUUCGCAUUAAACAGAUGGGGAAGAAUGCCAGCGGUCAAACGCACUACCUCUCGCUGUCUGGUCUGGAGAUCUACGGCACUGUUACUGGUGUGUGUGAGGACCAGCUGGGUAAAGCAGUGAAGGAGGCCGAGGCUAACCUGAGACGCCAGCGGAGACUGUUUCGCAAUCAGGUGAUGAAGUACAUCGUUCCAGGGGCGCGGGUGGUGCGCGGAAUCGACUGGAAGUGGCGGGAUCAGGAUGGUAAUCCCGCAGGAGAGGGCACUGUGACUGGAGAGGCCCACAAUGUUUGCUAUUUUGAAGUGCAACCUUUAUCCCUCCCCCCCAACUUAACAGGCUGGAUUGAUGUCACCUGGGAUGCCGGUGGCUCAAACUCGUAUCGUAUGGGUGCGGAAGGGAAGUUUGACCUCAAGCUUGCACCAGGGUACGACCCUGAAUCAGCGCCGUCACCCAAACCUGUCUCAUCCACUGUUGCAGGCACGCCGCAGUCUUGGAGCAGCCUGGUGAAAAAUAACUGUCCAGACAAGGGCGGCUCGUCCUCCACAGCGGGGGCCAGUUCCUCCAGUCGCAAGGGUAGUAGCAGUUCGGUGUGUAGCGUGGCCAGCAGCAGUGAUAUUAGCCUCAGCUCCACCCGAGUGGAGCGCAGGGUCGAAAGCCUGUUGGAGCAGGGGGUGGGGAUCGUCGCAGGACCCCCUGGGGCGGAAGGACAAGAACCAAUUGUCGUGCUUUCCUCGGCAGAGGCUGGCUCCGCCUCCAGCACCAGCACGUUAACAGCGGAUACAGGAAGUGAAAGCGGCGAUCGCAUAACACCAGCACCCGAUGGCACUUUGAGACAGUCGGCUGAGUCUACAGCCAUCUCUAUGGGAAUCGUGAGCAUCAGCUCGCCCGAUGUCAGUUCGGUUUCAGAGUCGUCCAGUAAGGACGGCGCAUCCCAGAGGCCGUUGUGUUCAGCCACUAGCGCGCGGCUGUCCGUCAGCUCUCUUUUGGCAGCUGGAGCACCUAUGAGCUCCAGCGCCAGUGUCCCUAACUUGUCCUCUCGUGAAGCAAGUCUGAUGGAGUCGUUUGUUCGCCGAGCGCCCAAUAUGUCUCGCACCAAUGCCACCAACAAUAUGAACCUGAGCCGAAGCAGCAGCGACAACAACACUAACACGCUGGGACGUAACGUCAUGAGCACUGCCACUUCUCCUCUCAUGGGUGCGCAGAGCUUUCCUAACCUUACAUCCACUGGUACCACUUCAACUGUUACAAUGUCAACCUCCAUAGUAACCAGCAGCAAUAAUGUAGCCACGGCAACUACAGGUUUGUCCGUCGGCCAGUUGCUCAGUAACACGCUGACGACCAGCUUGACCUCUACAUCUAGCGAGAGUGACACAGGUCAGGAGGCUGAGUUUUCACUCUAUGACUUCCUGGACAGUUGUCGGGCCAACACGCUGCUUGCAGAGUUGGAUGAUGAGGAAGACCUGCCAGAGCCGGAUGACGACGACGAUGAGAAUGAGGAUGACAAUCAGGAAGAACAGGAGUAUGAGGAAGUUCUGGUACGGUCCAGGGUCAACCUUGGUUACCACGUUCAUAUUCAUAGGGAGGAAGAGGAGUACGAAACCAAAGGGGGUCGACGCAGAACCUGGGACGAUGACUUUGUGCUGAAGCGACAGUUUUCUGCUCUAGUACCUGCAUUUGACCCCAGACCAGGCCGGACUAACGUCCAGCAAACUACUGACUUGGAUAUCCCUCCACCAGGUACACCUCGUUCUGAGGUACAGGAGGAGGUGGAGUGCACACCGUCCCCCCGUCUGGCUCUCAUCCUGAAAGUAGCAGGGCUGGGAACUACUCGAGAAGUUGAACUACCUCUCACUAACUACAAGUCCACCAUCUUCUAUUAUGUCCAAAAACUUCUGCAGCUCUCGUGCAAUGGUGCUAUCAAACCUGACAAGCUUAGACGCAUCUGGGAGCCUACAUACACAAUAAUGUACAGAGAAUUGAAGGACUCUGACAAAGAAAGAGAGAGCGGAAAGAUGGGUUGCUGGUCUGUAGAGCAUGUGGAACAGUACCUUGGCACAGAUGAAUUACCAAAGAAUGACUUGAUAACCUACAUGCAGAAGAAUGCAGACUCAACUUUCCUGCGCCACUGGAAAUUAACCGGCUCUAAUAAAAGUAUUAGGAAAAACAGAAAUUGUUCGCAGCUCAUAGCUGCAUACAAGGACUUCUGCGAGCGUGGCUGCAGAUCUUCAGGCCUGAACUCAGGAACGCUGUCCGCCACGCAGAGCUGUGACAUCCUGAGCGCUGCGCGGGAGCAGGCUCAAGCAAAAGCGGGCUCGGGCCAGAGUGCCUGCAGCGUGGAGGAUGUGCUGCAGCUCCUACGCAUCCUCUUCACCAUCGGAGGAGAACCUUCGUCCGGACGCACACUACAAGAAGAAAUCGAAGAGCUACAGUUCAAUGCAUCACCUGAAGAAUUCACCAGCAAAAAAAUUACAACCAAAAUCCUGCAACAGAUCGAGGAGCCACUGGCCCUGGCUAGUGGGGCUCUCCCAGACUGGUGUGAGCAUUUGACCAGCAAGUGUCCUUUCCUCAUCCCCUUUGAAACACGGCAGCUUUACUUUACCUGCACUGCGUUUGGAGCCUCCAGGGCUAUAGUCUGGCUCCAGAACCGAAGAGAAGCCACUAUGGAGCGUUCCCGGCCAUCCACCACUGUGCGUCGUGAUGAUCCCGGGGAGUUUCGUGUGGGCAGGCUCAAACACGAGCGUGUCAAGGUGCCUCGUGGAGAGAGCAUGAUGGAGUGGGCUGAGAGCGUGAUGCAGAUCCACGCUGACAGAAAGUCUGUGCUAGAGGUUGAGUUUCAGGGGGAGGAGGGCACUGGUCUUGGUCCCACCCUGGAGUUUUACGCACUGGUGGCUGCAGAGUUCCAGAGGACCUCACUUGGUAUUUGGCUUUGUGACGACGACUUCCCAGAUGAUGAGUCACGUCAGGUGGAUCUGGGCGGUGGCUUAAAACCACCCGGCUUCUACGUUCAACGUUCCUGCGGUCUUUUCCCCGCUCCCUUUCCCCAAGACAGCGAUGAACUUGAGCGCAUCACUAAGCUUUUCCUGUUUCUUGGCAUCUUUCUGGCCAAAUGCAUCCAGGAUAACAGGCUUGUGGACCUGCCCGUCUCCCAACCCUUCUUCAAGUUGCUCUGUAUGGGCGACAUCAAAAGCAACAUGAGUAAGCUCCUUUACCAAACCCGUAUCGAGUCGGAUUGCCACUUCUCCGAGAUUCAAUCGGAGGCCUCCACCGAGGAGGGUCAGGACACGUAUUCUGUGGGUAGCUUUGAUGAAGACUCCAAGUCUGAGUUUAUCCUUGACCCACCCAAGCCUAAGCCACCAGCUUGGUAUCACGGCAUCCUGACCUGGGAGGACUUUGAAUUGGUAAACCCCCAUAGAGCACAGUUUCUGAAAGAGCUGAAGGCACUGUCUGUAAAGAGAAGGCAGAUCCUGAGCAAUAAAAGCCUGUCUGAAGAUGAAAAGAACACACGGCUACAAGAUCUCAUGUUGAAGAACCCUAUGGGUUCUGGCCCACCACUUAGUGUAGAAGAUCUAGGAUUAAAUUUCCAGUUCUGCCCAUCGUCCAAAGUACAUGGCUUCUCAACAGUGGACCUGAAGCCCAAUGGAGAGGAUGAGAUGGUCACUAUGGACAAUGCAGAGGAGUAUGUAGAGCUCAUGUUUGAUUUCUGCAUGCACACUGGAAUCCAGAAACAAAUGGAGGCCUUCAGAGAGGGCUUUAAUAGAGUGUUCCCUAUGGAGAAGCUUAGUUCAUUUAGUCAUAAAGAAGUGCAGAUGAUCCUUUGUGGCAACCAGUCUCCAUCCUGGACUGCUGAGGAUAUUGUUAACUACACAGAACCCAAACUGGGCUUCACACGUGACAGUCCUGGUUUCAUGCGCUUUGUGCGAGUGCUGUGUGGAAUGUCAUCUGAUGAGAGGAAAGCCUUCCUUCAAUUCACUACAGGCUGCUCAACUCUGCCCCCUGGUGGACUAGCCAACCUGCACCCACGUCUCACAAUAGUCCGAAAGGUUGAUGCAACAGAUGCCAGCUAUCCUUCUGUUAACACAUGUGUGCACUACUUGAAGUUGCCAGAGUAUUCCUCCGAAGAGAUCAUGAGAGAGCGCCUCCUUGCUGCCACUAUGGAGAAGGGCUUCCAUCUCAACUGAGCAUGCUCUCCCCGCAUUUUUGACCAACUCCCAUACCGGUGACGCCUGUUGUGUUUUGUUGCAGAAAAUAAAAGCUGUGCUUUGAUGAAAUGCCAUCCCCCUUAUCGCCCAAGCACCCCACAUGUACCCCAAAACAGGAAAAAAUGUCCCAUCGCAGCUCCACUAGCUACUGAAACAAACUAGGGCCUUGACCUCUCCUUUUUCACUUGACUGCUCUACAAGGCCUUUCCUAGGUCAAUGUACUGCUUUAAGGGCUUGAGCCACUGGCAGCCAGGGUAGUCUCACCUCAUUCAACUGUGUUUACUGUCAUUCUCCAGGUUCAGUGUAAAUUUUGGCAUGAAUCACCUUUUUCUGAUCCAGACAGCACCAUCUCCAGCAUCAGACCACAGUCUCUCUGCACGAGGGGGACAUAAGCACACCUGCUUCUGUAGAGCUAACUUCUAGAGUGUAUGGGCAUUUCCUUAACAGGUUUAAGUUUUACUAGUGCCUGCGUUGAAAUAUUGGGAUUUUUUCUUUCAUUUGUUUUACUUAAUCUGUCUGCAUACAAUCAUGCACAUGCUUUUGUUUCUGGGUAUUUUUUUCCGUUUUUGCUUCCGUUACUGUGUAUGUUUUCAACCGUUUCUUGCCCUGCUUAAGGAUUGAAGUUCCCGAGUGCAUUUGUGUAAUUUUACAAUAAAGCUAGAGAUACAGAAGCACCGGUUCUGUGUGCAAGGCACAUUAAAAAAAAAAAAAGCAAAAAA